AUGUCCCUCGCGGAUGCCAUGCCCCACGCUGCUCUGCACCCCUCCAGCACCAUGUCCCACGGCAGCACAGGGAGCAGCAGCUCAAAUCCGAGCACAAGCACCAGUUCUAUCUCCCCUGCGUCCACCACCGCAGCGGCCGCCCGACAAUCACUGGGACAGGGACCACAGACCGCGGUAGCGCGUGACUUGCAGAAUUUCGAGUUCACGAAGCGCAAGCGCUGGGCGGACCUGCUCGUCAACGAGCUCAGCGACGCGAUCCUCCUCGUCUUGUCUGCCGUGGGCCGCGUGUGGUACUGCGGCACCGCGGUGGGGGAGCUGCUCGGUUGGCGCGAGGACGAGCUCGUCGACGGGGACCUGGCCGAGCUCAUGAACGGUGCGUCUCAUCGAGCCCCUCUCCCGGACGACCGUGCAAGCUUCCGCAGCGCGUUCGAGGAGAGCGUGCGCACCCGGCGCGCGAUGCUCGCGUAUGCGCGGCUGCAGUGCAAGAACGACUUUUACAUGGCGAACGACUACUCGUCCCGCCCGCGCGAGGUCCUCUUCGAGAUCACCGGCCGCCCGCACGUCCUCCCCGACACGGACGCCUUCCAGUGCUUCUUCGCGGUCGCAAAGCCGUACCCGAGCCGCAACACCGCCAUGCUCAACACGUUCCUCGAGCUCAAGAUGGAGAACGAGCGACUCCAGCAGCGCCUCGUCCAGCUCCGCGCGCAGGCUGGGGCGUCUCCCGGCGCCCUCGACGCAGCUGCCCCCGCCGGCGCCCAGCUCGCGCAGCCGCUCGGGGGGACGCAAAACGGAGAGGGGUUUUACGGCGUGUAUGAAGACAUGGCGCUCCCGUCCCUGAGCCGCGCGGGCGUCGAGGGGGCCUCCACAGGCGUCGGCGCGUUCAGCGAAGUCCUCGGUGGGGAGGACGACGGGGAAGCGAGUGGGCCGCGGAAGAAGGUGAAGCGGACGUUCAUGACAGGAGAGCAGUACGUCUGCGUGACGUGCGGGAGGACGGAUUCGCCCGAGUGGCGGAAGGGCCCGCUCGGCCCAAAGACGCUCUGCAACGCGUGCGGCUUGCGCUGGGCGAAGAAAGUGCGCACGGACAAGUCGGGCCAGCAGGAUGGCGAAGGCGACGCGUCGGGCACCGCAGCGGUGGUCUUUUGA
Messenger RNA from Fibroporia radiculosa, 1143 nucleotides. RefSeq lists its product as uncharacterized. Lineage: Eukaryota; Fungi; Basidiomycota; Agaricomycetes; Polyporales; Fibroporiaceae. The record is from RefSeq and is a predicted model, not a curated record. Gene Ontology annotation, biological process: regulation of DNA-templated transcription. Gene Ontology annotation, molecular function: sequence-specific DNA binding; zinc ion binding. The coding region runs from base 1 to 1143 and encodes 380 amino acids. The transcript is spliced from 5 exons.